Molecule: messenger RNA, 1226 nt
Organism: Triticum aestivum (bread wheat)
Lineage: Eukaryota; Viridiplantae; Streptophyta; Magnoliopsida; Poales; Poaceae
Exons: 2
Coding region: 126-620 (164 amino acids)
Cellular component (GO): nucleus; cytosol
Molecular function (GO): peptidyl-prolyl cis-trans isomerase activity
Source: RefSeq, a predicted model, not a curated record
CCCAGUCAUGCCCACCAAUCUGCUCAUGACAUCGUAACCCCGAACCAACAUCACGUCUCAGUUGAAAAAAAAAAAACUUCACGUCUCCGACUCCACCCCUCCCCCAGCCGCCACAGAACUCCUCCAUGUUUCCAUCGCCGCCGCCCACCGCUCCUCCUCUCCUCUGCUACCCCCAACACGAGGAACCAACCUCCCGAAGCAACCGGGGCGGCAAGCGGCGGAAGGAUGGAGAGAUGGCGUCUGCGGCGACGGUGAAGGAGAUGGGGCGGGUGUCCUGCAUCUGGAUCAAGCACGAGGAGGAGCGGCGCGAGGCUUCCUGGAAGGAGCCCGAGGGCCGGGUCUUCUCCGCCACCACACGCACCGAUGUCGCCACGCUCCUCGGUGAGCCCCGUGACCAGAUCCUCGCCGGUCGUGCCUCCUUCGCCGACCUCGUCGCACAGCACCGGCUGCUGGGGACUGAAACGAACUCCACUUCACGCUCUGCUUUGGUGGAUCUCACUACGCUCAGGAGGUGUUCGACGAAAUGCAAAGCCAGGGAAAAACUAGAGAUGAGACACAGGUUCAGUUUUCUCUUCAGGCAACGAAUGCCUUCCUCUCUUUUGCUCUGGCCAGCAACAUAGUCGGCUCCCUCUCUUUUGUGUGCAGUUACACAAACACACACAUGUACGGCCUGUAGCCAUGCUCAGACAUCCUCAGCACACACAGACGUCGCUACAGUGCAGGGACACACACAGCAGCCUACUGUCAACUCCGCAUGCUACUACACACGAGCAUGGUCUAUACUUUUUUUUAGAUGAAAGGCAUAAAGCCCGACUUCAAAUUAAUGAAGCCAUCAACCGGCUAGGAUACAUGGUGCUGAUUAUUACAAGGCAAAGCUUGGAGAAAAACUGAAAGAUUACAAGUGAGAUCACACUUCGACAGACCAAAGUGCAAACUUGCCAGUACAAAGCAAACAAGACCAAGCCGCCGGAGGUACUUCGCAGAACAGAACAACGAAUACAGAGACAUCCACGGGGCACCGAGCAAGUAGUGUAGAGGAGGAUCGUGCCUGUAGGGAGGAAAACAUUGGAUGUGCCACACCCCGGACGUGCAAAUGCUAGAGAGGAGAACCAAUCUCCUCUACAUCCAAGCCGUGCCACAACACGUGGAUGCCGUAAACCGGCCAGCGGAGCAUGAGCGCGGCAGGGCAGCAACCACUGAAGGAUAGCAGGGCGCAACACCUCAUA